Messenger RNA from Capsicum annuum, 2101 nucleotides. Its product is annotated as triacylglycerol lipase OBL1. Bases 231 to 1907 code for a protein of 558 amino acids. The record is from RefSeq and is a predicted model, not a curated record. The transcript is spliced from 5 exons. NCBI's taxonomy places the organism in Eukaryota, Viridiplantae, Streptophyta, Magnoliopsida, Solanales, Solanaceae. Gene Ontology annotation, biological process: lipid metabolic process. Gene Ontology annotation, molecular function: triacylglycerol lipase activity.
GAAUAUGUGACGGUUGACAAUGACGCAAAUGACCCAAACCACAAUCUCUGACAUACCCAUUUCCUUCCCAUGCUCCUCUACCCAUGUCAUUAUCUUAACCAAAGCAACCAUUAAUUCAGCUUUACAAAUCCCCAGAUGCAUUUAUUAUGUUAAUCAAUCUCUGUGCUAUAUAUAUUAAUAGUAUAAGCUAGAAUAAAAUUCCACUUAAGUUUCUUCAAAGUAGAGCAAAAAUGGAGGUGAAUGGGGCGGUCAGCAUUCCCAAUACUGGGAAUUCUCGUUUUUUGAUUGUGAGUCAUCAAACUGGUGGAAUUGUUGACCUCCUACGCUUCGUUGUAUUGGGUAACAAAGAAAGCGCUGAUAAAUUUCUUCAGUAUUCCGACGGUGGUGUGGUGGAACACUUGCAACGUGCCGAUGACAGUGGCAGAGGUGGUGGUGGAGCGGUGCCUGAUCAUAGAUGGAUUAUAUUUGUGUCCGUUAUAGUGAGGAAAUUAAUCGCCAUUUUCGGCAAACCCAUGGAGUGGUUUGGAUAUAUCUUAGAGUUCAUCCUCAACCUUCUCUCUCUCAAUGGCAACUUUUUUGGCCUUUUCUACAAUAUCUUGCAUGGAAAGGUGGUGAUGCCACAGAGGGGGUCUGAAACAUUUAUAAGUGCUAUUGGGCAUUUGGAUGGGCGGAUAAACUUAUACAAGAGUGAGACGUUAAACAAGGAAAUUGGGGAGCCUGAUUUCUGGCAGAAAAAUGUUCAACUUGGAAUAGGACACAGAGCCCUUAUGGACCUCUGUAUGAUGGCUUCAAAGUUGGCCUAUGAGAAUGCAAAAGUCGUUCAGAAUGUCGUAAAUAUUCACUGGAAGAUGCAUUUUGUGGAUUUCUACAAUUGCUGGAAUGAUUUCCAGAAAGAGAUGUCCACCCAGGUUUUUAUAUUGUGCGAUAAGCCAAAAGAUGCAAACUUGAUAGUCAUCAGCUUCAGGGGCACAGAGCCUUUUGAUGCUGAUGACUGGAUCACUGAUUUUGACUACUCUUGGUACGAGAUUCCAAAACUUGGGAAAGUGCACAUGGGAUUCUUGGAAGCCUUAGGUUUAGGGAGCAGAGCGAAAGCCUCCACAUUUCACGAACAACUGUUCAUGAAUAAUCUGAAGUUCACCAAAUUAGAAAAUGAUGCAACUAUUGCUCCUUCAGAAAGUUCUGAAUCUUCUACUACAUUCAAUGAUUCUGAUGGACAGAGUGUGUCAGACCAGUCCUCUGACUCGGAGCGGCUUACUGAUACAGGCUCAAAGAAAUUCAAACUAGAUAUACCAGAGAGGACUGCAUACUAUGUUGUUAGAAGUAAACUCAAAAGGUUACUCAAAGAGCACAGUAAUGCAAAAUUUGUUGUUACAGGCCAUAGCUUGGGCGGAGCAUUAGCUAUAUUAUUCCCGACAGUCCUAGUGCUGCAUGAGGAGAUGAAUGUCAUGGAACGAUUGUUGGGAAUAUACACAUAUGGUCAGCCAAGGGUCGGGAACAGGCAGUUAGGGAGAUUCAUGGAAGCCCAUUUGGAACAUCCAGUCCCAAAGUACUUCAGGGUUGUUUAUUCCAAUGAUCUUGUGCCAAGAUUACCUUAUGAUAAUAAAACAUUCCUGUUUAAACACUUUGGGAUUUGCCAGUACUACAACAGCUUAUACAUUGAACAGAAUGUCGAUGAGGAGCCAAACAGAAACUAUUUUGGGCUGCGUUUUCUGAUACCGCUGUAUCUGAAUGCUUGGUGGGAGCUAAUCAGAAGCCUUGCAAUGGGUCACAUGUACGGAUCCGAGUAUGAGGAGUGUUGGGAAUCAGUCCUGCUUCGCGCGCUAGGACUAUUCCUUCCUGGUAUUUCGGAGCACAGCCCAGUUGAUUAUGUGAACUCCAUCAGACUUGGAAAGAAGAGAAGUGCCUAAAUGUCAUCCUUGUAGAAAUGUCUCUGUCACAAAAUAGUGGGUUUUACAGCUACAGAAGAUCGUGUAUUUCCUAUGAGGCUUGUGCAGUAUGUGUCCAGUUUAGUUUUGGACUACAUUUAUUUAUCGAAAGUUAAUUAACUUUUUAUGAGUUCAGUGAGCUUGUGUGUUCAAAUAAGACUUUCCUUUGUAGAAUA